AAGCGUCUCGAUGCUGUCGACCAAUCACAAAGAGUUUCAAUUUUGAAUUUGUUCUCGGUGGGUGGAGAUUUUGCCUUGUCGCCAUAUUGUGUUCGGCUGUGUGUGCUGGAAGUGAAAUUAAUUCUUAAUUUAGGUGUAAUUUCUUUGCGUACACUGUUCGGAUUAAAAAGCCUUAAGGCUAGAAGCUAGUAUGGGUGCCAAGCAGAGCAAGCGCUCGGUGGACAUCAGUGGCAAGGAGGCGGAGAGCGCGGGCGAGGUGGCGGCGGGCGCGGGCGGCGAGGGUCGCGUGGAACAGCUCGCCGACGCUGACGCGCUCAAGCCGCAGCUCAAUGGCGACGCGCACAUACACGACACAGCGGAAAAAGUAAAAGAACUAGACAGCGGCACGCCAGAGAAUGAAAAGGAUGCUACCACAGAGAAGGAAGGCAAAGAACAGGAAGAAGAAAAAGAGAAAGAAUCUUCCGUCAUAACGAACGGCGAUAGCGAACUGAAGGCAGACAGUGGAGAGUCCACACCUUCCCCAGAGGACACCAAGAAACCCAAGAAAGAAAAGGUCAAGAAGAAAUGGUCACUGAGGUCGAUCAGUUUUAGUAGAAAAGACAAACCCAAACAGGAGAAAAAACAAAAGGAAGAAGAGGCCAAAACGAACGGAGAGCCGGAGAAAGUGCCCGAGGAGGUUGCUGAAACGAGUCCAGAGAAGGAAACUAAUGGAGUAAUCCAAGAAGAUAAAUCUGAAACCGAAACUAGAGAUGAGAAAACCCCAGACACUCCAGUAACUGAACCCAUCACAAACGGCAGCAGCUCCCCGGAGACGCCACCAGAACAAACUCCCACCACAGAUGAGCCGACUAACGCCACUAAAGAAAACGAAAGAACAGAAUCACCAAAGGAGGAAGUUGCACCGGAACAAUUGCCUAUUAAUGGACUUCCAUUAGAAGAGCCAAAAAUUGAAAUUGCCGAACCUGUCGAAACUGUAGCAUGCAAAGCCGAGGAAACUACUGUCGAAAAGUCUGAACCCGUCCCAGCUACUGAAAUUCCUGAUAAGAAUGAGGUUUGUGUUGAAAAAUCUCCCUUAAUAGAGCCUUCGCCUCCACCACUCCCCGCAAAUCCUCCUCCCUCAUCGGUGGCUUCCUUUGCCGCUACCACUAUGGCACCAGAACUGACAGACGCUUCGCUCGCUAACCCUGCUGAAGUUACUUCGAACGCAACACGUGUAGAUAUUCCAGAAAUUAAUUCAGAAAUUAAAGUUGAACCCGUCUCUAUUGAUGUUCAACGUAUUGAUCCCAUAGUUGAAACCGAAACGGUAAUGGAAGUUGAAAGCACUGAAGUCGAACAACCAAUCGUAACAUCCGAAUCUGACGCAGAUGUGAAUAACGAAGAAAUUCCUAUUUCUAAUGAAGACAAGACUGACUCUGAGGUACAAGAAACUGUUUCAAUUGAUAUUCCACAAGAUAAUAUUAAUCUGGAAAAUAAUGUUUCGAACGAUAUCGAAGCUUUAAAUGACAGUGACGAUAUUAAAAAUGAAGUCCAGAGUAUAAAUGCGGACCGAAAAUCUCCCGAAACUGUCGUAGACGACUUACCAGAACAUAAUGUCGUAAUAACCGACAACGGCAAAGAUAGCGCUAACGACGACGAAAACAAACAAUUACAGCCCAUCGAAAGGGAUGUGGCACUGGCUACGAGCAAAACUGACUCUGAAAACGGUAUGACGGAGCAUAGUGAAGCGCCCAAAGAGAGUAUUCAGAGCGACGAUUUAAAAGAAACAAACAAGAUGAAAGAUUCUACACAAACAGUAGAAGUCGUCGAAUGUAACGGGCGAUUGGAAGACGAGAAAGCGAUGACGAAUGGCGAAGCGACGCCCGCGAUCGACGACGCGGCAGACUCGGCGCCGCCCUCGCUGUCGGACGCGAGCCUGCCGCCGCCGCCCAGCGAGCUCGGCGACGCGCCCGCGCCUCAGGAAGUAAUUUCCGUGUCCGAUAAGAUGGCAGAGCUGAUCCCUGAGGUUCCUUCAGUUCCAGAGUUAAAAACUGAGCUGGAGACGACGACCGAUGUGGCAGUGGCUAAUUAAACACGCAGCGAGUUUGAUACUCCACAUGUUAGUCCUCGAGACAGAUGUCUAAAAAUGAGCCUUUAAUUUAUUUCCAUUUAGUACCACGAGGUGACAUCGAACUAAGUUCGAUGUAUGAUUUUCGAUUUCAUUUUUGUGGAUUUCAGUUUAAAAGAAGACCUUCAUAUAGAAUGAGUAUAGUUUAAGUUUAGCGUGCUUUGCUUCUGUAAAAUUAAGGUUUUUAUGUAUUUUAAAUUCGCUAGAAUGAUCUUUUAUAAUUAUAUACAAUAACAAAGUUAUGUAGGCAGUAUACGGUGCGAUAAGUUGGUGCCAUUAUUACAGGGGUAUUAGUUAUGACGUCUGGUGGGUGAUUUACUCCUUGAUUACUUCACAGAAUGCUAUUUUACUCCUGUCUAAUACGUAUUGUUUAGAAAAAUUGUGAGUAAAUUAGAUUUAAUUUAAAAUUAGCGUGUUUCAAAUAUUUUGGAGUUCCCUCCCGCAUAUGCCUAAAAAUCUGAAGUAUUAAGUCUUAUAACAAUCGCUGAGUAAAAAGGCUAAGAUUUGGUUUGUAUUCCGUAAAGAGUAAGACUUUGAUUACAUACAAUAUUGAAUGAUGACAACUUCGGUCAUUAUGGAAACACUAAUGUCAACUAUGUGUUUAUUAAUAUAAUACUAUUAAUUGUUGUAUGAUAUUAUGAGCGUUUGAUUGUGUUGCAGCUUUUAAGAGAUAAAAAGCUUGAAACAUUGAUCCCAUUUUUGAUUUUUUAAUGCAUUGAAAAAAUAUAUUAUAGUUUUUAAUAAUGAAACACUAUUAUGUAUAUAUGAAUAAUUAAUUACGUUUUCCCGAAUCUUAUUUUUCAUAAAUUCUGUUGUCAAAUUGGAAUUGAAAUUGCAUUUUGUAUAUUGUUAUAAGUGACACAAAACAAACGGAUUUCAUUUAAUUAAGUAUAUUUUAUGCACCUAUGUUAUUAUUAUUCUGCUCUUUGUAAUUAUAAGUUGUAUAAAUUUAGUUUGAUUUUGAGCUCUCUCGUAUAAUGCAAACGUGAAAUUUAAUGGAAGUGUUGAAUUCGCCUCCACGCCUAGUGAUAUAUUGUAGGUCUAGGUGUGUCGUCUAUUUGAUUAUGUUGUUUCGUUCAGAUAUUUAGGAGUGGUAUUUACUAAAUUGGACUUAAUAUUAUUCAGUGGCCAAGUUUUUGAUUAAUCUAUACAAUUUUUAUGCAUAUACAAACUACAAUCAAUUAUAUGUACGAUUUAGACGUAGUAUUUGUAACAAGUUAGAUAAGCAGUGGAAUAUUUCUGCUAUUAGUAGACAUUCGUUUCCACCUCAUUCAUAAAAUUAGAUAUUAUCUACGUAAGGUUUGAUAUUACUAUACAAUUAUUGUAAUUUUUAUAGUUGUCUGGUAAAAUGAUUUCCUAAUCUUUUUUGUAAUUUUAUACAUUUUUAAUGAAAUUUGAAGUGACGCAUCUGUAUGGACGGCGAGAAUAUCUCCCCAGUAUAUCAGCGCUAAAUACGAGUGAGACAUUCCAUAUCAAAUGCCUGCAAGUCUGAUAUAAGAUAUUCCAAAUAGGUACCUCUAAAGUAUUUUACUGGUGAUAAUAUUUCCACAGUCUCGAAUGUAUUAUAAUUUGAAUAUAAAGACCUUUUAGGGUUUAGCAUUAGUUUUAGCCACAUAAUUAUCCAAAAUGUACCUACUAAUUAAUAAAAAUAUUUCGUUGG
Molecule: messenger RNA, 3764 nt
Organism: Maniola jurtina (meadow brown)
Lineage: Eukaryota; Metazoa; Arthropoda; Insecta; Lepidoptera; Nymphalidae
Gene: Akap200
Product: A-kinase anchor protein 200
Exons: 7
Coding region: 191-2068 (625 amino acids)
Source: RefSeq, a predicted model, not a curated record